Ylistrum balloti is the source of this 966-nucleotide messenger RNA. Its product is annotated as DNA-directed RNA polymerase II subunit RPB1-like. Lineage: Eukaryota; Metazoa; Mollusca; Bivalvia; Pectinida; Pectinidae. The transcript has 4 exons. The record is from RefSeq and is a predicted model, not a curated record. The coding region runs from base 1 to 966 and encodes 321 amino acids.
AUGGCGCAAGGUGGUGCAAAUGUUGCUGGCGGUGCAAAGGCAUUUGGUGGCGAUGGUUGGAAGUCACGUAGACGUUAUGAACUAUGGAAUCUGAAUUCUCUAGUAAUCGCCAUAUACUUGUGUAUUGGUAUGGAGCAGGAUAAUAUGCACAAUUCCACAGCUCACUAUCAGUACAAUCCCACAGCUCCCUAUCAGUACAAUCCCACAGCUCGCUAUCAGUACAAUCCCACAGCUCCCUGUCAGUACAAUCCCACAGCUCCCUAUCAGUACAAUCCCACAGCUCCCUGUCAGUACAAUCCCACAGCUCCCUAUCAGUACAAUCACACAGCUCCCUAUCAGUACAAUCCCACAGCUCCCUAUCAGUACAAUCCCACAGCUCGCUAUCCGUACAAUCCCACAGCUCCCUAUCAGUACAAUCCCACAGCUCCCUGUCAGUACAAUCCCACAGCUCCCUAUCAGUACAAUAUCACAGCUCCCUCUCCCUAUCAGUACAAUCACAUAGCUCGCUAUGCGUACAAUCCCACAGCUCCCUAUCAGUACAAUCCCACAGCUCCCUAUCAGUACAAUCCCACAACUCUAUAUCAGUACAAUCCCACGGCUCGCUAUCAGUACAUUCCCUCAGCUCCCUAUCAGUACAAUAUCACAGCUCACUAUCAGUACAAUCCCACUGCUCCCUAUCAGUACAAACCCAAAGCUCCCUAUCAGUACAAUCACACAGUUCCCUAUCAGUACGACCCCACAGCUCGCUAUCAGUACAAUCCCACUGCUUCCCAUCAGUACAAUCCCACAGCUCGCUAUCAGUACAAUCCCACCGCUCCCUAUCCGUUCAAUCCCACAGCUACCUAUCAGUACAAUCCCACAGCUCCCUAUCAGUACAAUCACACAGAUCGCUACCUGUACAAUCCCACAGCUCACUAUCCAUACAAUCCCACAGCUCCCUAUCAGUACAAUCCCACAGCUUGCUAA